AUGGGCUGUGAAUCCAAGACCAGCUGCGAGGGCUGCUCAUGUGACGCCCAAGAAAAACAACCCAUCAACAUUGAAGAUUGUCAACAAGAGCUCUUGGCCCUGAGAAAACGUACUCAACAACUAGAAUCUACAUUGGCCGAGCUCAAGAUCCAUGGGUCAUUGAAAACAAAGUCAUCUACUACUUCACGCGAACUUCGUUCCCGCAAAUGGUUCGGUUCAGACGUCAACCCGUCAAUGGGUGCCAUCUAUAUCGAGCGGUACCUCAACUAUGGCAUCACGCAAGACGAGCUAACUUCCGGAAAGCCCAUUAUCGGAAUUGCUCAAUCUGGAUCCGACCUCGUCCCCUGUAACCGAUAUCAUCUAGAAUUAUCCAAGCGGAUUCGUGAAGGUAUUCGUGCCGCGGGGGGUAUUGCAUUUGAGUUUCCCAUACACCCAAUUCAAGAAAGUGUGCGACGACCGACGGCCUGUUUGGAUAGAAAUUUUGCGUACCUGGGGCUUGUGGAGAUUCUAUAUGGGUAUCCCUUAGAUGGCGUGGUGUUGCUGACAGGUUGUGAUAAGACGACACCUGCAUGUUUGAUGGCUGCUGCUACAGUGGAUAUCCCCGCGCUGUGUCUCAAUGUCGGGCCGAUGGUCAACGGUUAUUACAAAGGUGAAUUUUCAGGGUCAGGAAUGGUUGUGUGGAAAGGUCGCGAAUUGCUGGCUGCUGGAGAAAUGACUCGAGACGAGUUUGUCGAAUAUGUGGCGACUGGAGCACCGUCCGUUGGCCACUGUAACACCAUGGGAACAGCUUCCACCAUGAACGCACUGGCAGAAGCUCUAGGGAUGGCCCUCCCUGGUUCUGCAGCCAUACCAGCACCGUAUCGCGAACGACCUCAAUGCGCCUACGAGACAGGCAAGCAGAUCGUCGAGAUGGUCCUGACAAACAGAAAGCCAAGCGACAUUAUGACCCGCGAAGCAUUUGAGAAUGCAAUCGUCGUCAACACGGCGAUUGGAGGCAGCACAAACGCCCCUAUUCACGUGACUGCUAUCGCUAAACAUAUGGGCCUCGACCUUACAGUCGAAGACUGGGAUAAAGUUGGAUAUGAAGUUCCAUUACUACUCAAUAUGCAGCCUGCCGGUGAGUAUCUAGGGGAAGAAUACUUCCGUGCAGGCGGUCUUCCAGCUAUAAUGGCUGAAUUACUAGAUGCCGGAAAACUUCAUCCGGAUGCACUCACCUGUAACGGACGUACAGUCGCGGAUAAUGUCCGAGGUAAACAUUCAUGGGAUCGUCGUGUAAUACGCGAAUACAAGAAUCCUAUACUUGAGAAUGCCGGUUUCCGCCACUUGAGUGGCACAUUGUUUGAUUCCGCGGUCAUGAAAACAUGCGUUAUCUCCAAAGAGUUUCGGGAACGAUUUCUCCAAAGCCCGGAUGACCCAGAUGCAUUUGAAGGUCCUGUUGUUGUCUUUGAUGGUCCUGAGGAUUAUCAUCGACGCAUUGAAGAUGACUUAACUCCCAUAGAUGACAGGACACUUCUCAUUAUCCGUGGCGUUGGUCCACUGGGAUAUCCCGGUGCCGCUGAGGUGGUGAAUAUGCAUCCACCCGGCCGACUCUUGAAGAAAGGGGUUCAGUCCCUACCUUGUAUUGGCGACGGAAGACAAUCCGGAACAUCAGGCUCGCCGUCUAUCCUAAACGCAAGCCCCGAGGCAGCAGCAGGCGGAAACCUUGGUAUUCUUAGAACGGGGGACAGGGUUCGGGUUGAUCUCCGAAAGCGACGAGUGGAUAUAUUGAUUUCAGCUGACGAAAUCAAGACUCGGCGAGAGAAAUUACAUGCUGAAGGAGGGUAUCAUGGACCGGAGAGUCAGACGCCAUGGCAAGAGAUUUUCAGAAAGGAGACUGAUCAGCUCAGUCACGGGAUGGUUUUACGGGAGGCGUUGAAGUAUCAACGGAUUGCGCAGAAGUGGGAUGAACCGAGGCAUAACCAUUAAUAUAUUGCACUUAUAUUCUUGAAUAUUUUUAAUACUUACUACAUGAAAAUCAUAUCCCGUCAUUGCUGGUUGAGGAUAGUCAAGAAUAGUGGUGUUCUUGCAUGUGAUAAGCCCGCGACGUCAUCAACACCUUCUGACUGCGGCUACAACUGCAGUAGUCUAGAAUAGGUAAUGUGAUCAUAUUAAUAUCGC
Messenger RNA from Talaromyces stipitatus ATCC 10500, 2157 nucleotides. Its product is annotated as dihydroxy acid dehydratase, putative. Gene Ontology annotation, molecular function: hydro-lyase activity. Bases 1 to 1965 code for a protein of 654 amino acids. The record is from RefSeq and is a predicted model, not a curated record. The transcript has 3 exons. Lineage: Eukaryota; Fungi; Ascomycota; Eurotiomycetes; Eurotiales; Trichocomaceae.